Molecule: messenger RNA, 768 nt
Organism: Cucurbita moschata (crookneck pumpkin)
Lineage: Eukaryota; Viridiplantae; Streptophyta; Magnoliopsida; Cucurbitales; Cucurbitaceae
Exons: 3
Coding region: 1-768 (255 amino acids)
Source: RefSeq, a predicted model, not a curated record
AUGGGGGGCCCAAUACUGGUUGUCAAGAAGAAAGAUGAGACACUGAGAUUGUGCAUUGACUACGAAGCAUUGAAUAAAGUAACAAUAAAAAACAAAUACUCAUUGCCUCGCAUUGAUGAUCUUUUUGAUCAACUACAAGGUGCAUCAGUAUUUUCGAAGAUGGACUUGCGAUCAGGGUACCACCAGUUGAGGAUCAAGGAAGGCGACAUCCCCAAGACGGCUUUCAAGAGUCGAUAUGGUCAUUAUGAGUUUACUGUGAUGUCUUUUGGCUUGACGAACGCCCCAGCAGCAUUUAUGGACCUUAUGAAUAGGGUGUUUAAGGACUUCCAGGAUACGUUUGUCAUAGUAUUCAUUGAUGACAUAUUAGUAUACUCCAAGAGCAACGAGGAGCACGAAGCGCAUUUAUGUCAGGAUGAGGCAGAGAGGGAGGAAGGAUUUACCAUGUCUUCCGAGGAAGGAUUACUAUGGCAGGGGCGACUAUGUGUCCCCCCAGAUGGACAAAUCAAAGAAGACCUCCUGGCUGAAGCACAUGAAUCUCUGUAUUCAUGCACCCAAGAUCCUUCGAAUGUGAUUGAGUAUGCAAAUUUUCCUUUAAGGGAGGACUUAAGUUACAAGGAGGAGCCCAUCGGGAUUGUAGCCACAAAAAUACAGAAGCUUAGAAACAAGGAGAUAUCGCUUGUUAAGGUGUUAUGGAACAACCAUCCUGUUGAGGAAGCAACCUGGGAGUUAGAGAGCGAGAUGAGGGCCAAGUACCUCGUGUUGUUCUAG